Molecule: messenger RNA, 9137 nt
Organism: Lymnaea stagnalis (great pond snail)
Lineage: Eukaryota; Metazoa; Mollusca; Gastropoda; Lymnaeidae
Source: the annotation of a GenBank genome assembly
CAUAAAAAACAAACCUCCUAUCAGAUAUUUUGUAAAAGCUUUUUUUUCAGUUGACCGGUAAAAUGUCUUUUUUUUUUUUUAAUAAUGUUAUUUUGGUGGCUCUCAUUUAGUUGAGAACCGCUGAUUUUAAUUAAAGAGAAACCUGCCCCCCCCCCCCCCCCCCUUUUUUUUUUUUUUCCCGAAGACUAUCUCCAGAACUACUGUACUAUAAAAUAUAUCUUAGGAAACUCUAUGGUGAGAGCCCAUUGCAUGCUUGGAUAUCUUUUGGGUACGGCUUAGACUACGGGAAGGCAUAGCAUCACACAUCAGGUAGGUUCUUGUUGUGAUAUACUUGGUGGCGGCGUUCAUGUUUAGUUUAAUGGUAUCAUGUGUGGCUUUAUGUCAGCAAAAUUAAGUAGCGUCGAGACGAGGUCAACGCCAUCGAUUAGAUGGUCAAACACUUGGUGCAUAGAUAGAUGAGCAGCGCAUUCAGUAGUGGUAGACGGCUGAUGUUUGUAUACACGUUCAAUUGGUGCUCAAGGGCCAUUGGUGUUGAAGGCUCAUAGGUGUCCAAUGAUAUAAUUGGUGUAAAUGGCUCAUUGAUGUACAAGACUCACUGGUGUACAAGACUCAUUUAUGUACAAGACUCAUUAUAUAUUUUUUUUUAAAUCAGUAAUUAAUGAUAAAACCGUAACUGUAUUUAUAGAUGUCUUACUCUGUUUAUUUUAUGAAGUAAAAAACAACAACCACUUUACAGUAAGCACUCCAAACAGACUCUUCCAACUAAACCAAUGACAUUUUUUUUGUAGUGUUUAAAAUGCAAGGUCUAAGAAUGGGGACGUUAAAUUUAUGACUCUAUGACCAUUAUUAAGAAAGUCUAAGACAGUAUAAAAUAUUUAAAAAAGGUAGUUUGACCCGUGAAGUCCUGGGAAGUGACCAGAGCGCAGGUUUCCAGACCAUAGGAGGGUGACCUAAAACUGGGAAGUGACCAGAGCGCAGGUUUCCAGACCAUAGGAGGGUGACCUAAAACUGGGUUUGCGGAGUGAUAUGUCUGGGGUCGUCGGCCUGAAAUAAUAAACUAGAAAAAUGUAAUUCUAAAAAAUGAUGUCUUGAUGUUUGAGUUACAAUUUAAAACAUAGUAUUAAAUAUGUCACCAAUGACAUGACAUUAACUAUGUCACCAAUGACAUGACAUUAAAUAUGUCGCCAAUAACAUGACAUUGAAUAUGUCGCCAAUGACAUGACAUUAAAUAUGUCGCCAAUAACAUGACAUUGAAUAUGUCGCCAAUAACAUAACAUUAAAUAUGUCGCGAAUAACAUGACAUUAAAUAUGUCGCGAAUAACAUGACAUUAAAUAUGUUGCCAAUAACAUGACAUUGAAUAUGUCGUGAAUAACAUGACAUUAAAUAUGUCGUGAAUAACAUGACAUUAAAUAUGUCGCCAAUAACAUGACAUUAAAUAUGACGCCAAUGACAUGACAUUAAAUAUGUCGCCAAUAACAUGACAUUAAAUAUGCCGCGAAUAACAUGACAUUAAAUAUGUCACCAAUAAAAUGACAUUAAAUAUGUCGCCAAUAACAUGACAUUAAAUAUGUCGCGAAUAACAUGACAUUAAAUAUGUCACCAAUAAAAUGACAUUAAUUAGUCACCAAUAAAAUGACAUUAAAUAUGUCGCGAAUAACAUUACAUUGAAUAUGUCACCAAUAACAUGACAUUAAAUAUGUCACCAAAAGCAUGAAAUUAAAAAUGUUGCAAAUAACAUGACAUGAAAUAUGUCGCCAAUGACAUGACAUGAAAUAUGUCGCCAAUCACAUGACAUGAAAUAUGUCGCCAAUAACAUGACAUUAAAGAUCCCGGGAGAGAAAAACCUAGAUAGAAUCUACUUGCUCGGCGGAGAACUGAAACCUUUUAUAAAGGAAUGUGUUAAAUAUCUAGAAUACAUCAUCUGAUAAAAUUGUAAACAUUUGUAAUUCUAAGAUAAUUAUGCUGCAUUAAUCAAUGCAUACUAUCAUUUGUUUAGGGUAAGCUCAAGACGAUGGAGAAACUGAGUUUGUUAGGUCGUGUUGCCAUAGUAACAGGUAAUUUAUUUAUUUUUAUUCGCUGCGACUAUUCGUAGCCGGGUACCAGAAGUGAGGGGUUGGGAUUAAAAAAAAAAAACUAUUUCAAAUAUUAUUGUUGGGUUUGUAAGACAAAAUGUGGUAUCAAAUGAAAGAUAAUUGAAUGGAAUAUCUGUUUGUAAACUUACUUGUUCAGUUUAAAUAAAAUAAUCUACCACAAAUGACAUCCGACCGAACAGCAUUGAGUCUAAUGGGAUCGUGUCCGAAUGUUCGGAUCCAUUUUGACUAAAUGCUCAUCGGAUUUCAUUUGAGGUAGUUUAUUUUAGUUAAACAAUUGUUGAUUUUUGUUUUUUAGUAUUUAAAAAAAAAAAACACGAAAAAAUAAAGAUUUUCAUUGAACUACGAUUAUAGAUAUAGAAUUCAGUAGGCUUACUCUUUAUUUAAAAAUUACUUCAUUUUAUCUGAUAACAUAGGCUAUAUAUUUGAUUUCCUAGACAAUGUUUUUUUUUUUUUGUUGUUUUUCUUUUGUGGAAAUUCAAGAUACAUGGCACGCUCUGCUUAGCAUUGAUAACAUAUGCCUUGCAUCACGAUCUGAAUUAGCUCAGAUUUCAUAUCCGAAUUUUAAUGUAAUUUUUUUUUUUUUUUAAGUAGACCCUACUUUUUUUAAAAACAUUAUUUGUAGGUAGCAGCUCUGGCAUGGGGGAGGCAACUGCAGUUUUGUUAGCCAGGCGGGGGGCAAGAGUUACCCUCCACGGCCGUUUUUUUUUUUUUGUUUUUUUUCUUUUUUGGAUAUUCAAUAUACAUGGCAUGUUUUUCUUAGCAUUUAUAAUAUUUUCUUUGUAUAAAGAUAUAAAUUAGCUUAGAUUUUAUAUCCGAAUUUUAAUGUAAUUUUUUUUUUUUUUUUAAGUAGACCCUACUUUUUUUAAAAACAUUAUUUGUAGGUAGCAGCUCUGGCAUGGGGGAGGCAACUGCAGUUUUGUUAGCCAGGCGAGGGGCAAGAGUUACCCUCCACGGCAGAGAUCUGAAGAAACUUGACGCCGUCCAACAAAAGAUCAUUGCAGGGGGAGCUAAGCCUGAUGACGUACGGUUUGACGAUAACACCGUUUUACUUUUAUUCACAUCCAUUGGGUCCUAAAGAAAUUGAUCUCAGACUUUCACCGUGGGACUUUUGUGUGUGUGUGUGUGUGUUUGGUUUUUUUUUGUUUGUUUUUUUUUUUGUGUUUUUUUGGGGAGGAAGGUUGGAAAAUAAAAAAAAAAAAAAAACUUAAAGGGAUAAAACAAAAUACCAUCUAAAAAUUCAGUAUUUAUGGGUAAAAAUGCAGAGUUAGAUUUUUUUCUCUCUCCAGUUACUUAAGUGUUAAAUGCAGUUCCAAUGAAAUAAAGCACAAACUAGAAACACGCUCAAGAAACAACACACCUUGGAUUCUAAAUUUGUUUAAGAAAAAGACUAGUCACAUCGCUAACAUUAUUAUUAUUUUUUUUUUAAUUCUUUGUUUAAAAUAAUAGGACAAAAGAUUACAAAAGAGCAAAAAAAGGUGGAGUAUCUUCUUCUUCAAAUAAUGGUAUAAUUAUCUGGCAUACUUUUUUUAAAUACAAACCAUAGACUGAAAGGUAAAUUAUUGUUUCAAAAUCUGUUUUGUAAGACCGUAUUUAUUUACGAUACAUAUUUUAUAAUUAUUGUACACAUUUGUCGUUUUUCAAAUACUUGGUCCUCAUCAGUGUCUUUCUUUCCUCCAGACUCUAGUUGUCUCCGGUGACACCAGUGCCUCUCUUUCCUCCAGACUCUAGUUGUCUCCGGUGACACCAGUGCCUCUCUUUCCUCCAGACUCUAGCUGUCUCCGGUGACAUCAGUGCCUCUCUUUCCUCCAGACUCACUUUGUCUCCGCUGACACCAGUGCCUCUCUUUCCUCCAGACUCUCGUUGUCUCCGGUGACAUCAGUGACCCCAACGUCAGGCAGAAACUGGUCAGUGAGACGGUCAAGAAAUUUGGCAGGCUGGACAUUCUGGUCAACAACGCCGGGUUCGGUCAUCACGCCUUCAUUAGGGACCUCAAGGAGAAGGAGGUGGACGACUGCUUCAACGGUUUAUUCAAAGCUCCCGUCUUUAUGUGCCAGGCUGCACUGCCAUAUCUGCUCAAGACAAAAGGUGAGAAUCUGCUCAUAACCAUCAGAGAAUCUACUCAAUAGAAAACGUUCGGCUAACGCAUCGCAUAUUUGCAUGUGCAUGUGCAUGUUUAAUGAGUGUAUGCAGAACCAUCGCGUUUUUUAUGCCUUUCUGUCACUCUUCGCUUGUGCCCCAUAUGUAUUCCAAAUUGAUAUUUUAAAUAUUGUGUCCACAUCACAAUUUUUGGCCCCCUAAAGAUUCAUAACACUCCAGGUCGCCAUCCAUAACUCAUGUCCUUGUCCUGGCAUCGGUAGAAAUUCGAAACCAUCCGUCCGCUUUUUUUGUUUUCGUUUGUUAGUUGACCUUCGUAACUUUAGCAUUUUGUGGACAUGACACCAAAAAAACAGUUCCCAUUUAGGUUCCACCGAGAUUUGAACUCGGAUCGCAGGAUUCAGAGUCCUGACAGCUAACCAUUACACCAUGGAACCUGAUAUUUGCGCGACAACCAUAAUUUAUUUAAAAUCACAUUUACUGGUAGAUCUCUCUGUGAAGUAUUUGAAGUAAGUGAAGUAAAUUCUCUAUUUGUAAGGGGGGGGGGAAUGUUUUUCUCUUUCUGUGAAAUUAAGUUUUCGAAUUUCUUUCGUUUCUUUUGUUUUCAUAGGAAACAUCGUGAAUGUGUCUUCAGGCUUGACGAGUGAACCAGUGAGUUACAGGUUUAUUGGUUAGAAUGUAUUACGGUACAUCUUUAGCACUGACAUGACACGACGAGUGAGCCAGUGAGUUACAGGUUUAUUGGUUACAAUGUAUUACGGUACAUCUUUGGCACUGACAUGACACGACGAGUGAGUCAGUGAGUUACAGGUUUAUUGGUUACAAUGUAUUACGGCACAUCUUUGGCACUGACAUGACACGACGAGUGAGCCAGUGAGUUACAGGUUUAUUGGUUACAAUGUAUUACGGUACAUCUUUGGCACUGACAUGACACGACGAGUGAGCCAGUGAGUUACAGGUUUAUUGGUUACAAUGUAUUACGGCACAUCUUUGGCACUGACAUGACACGACGAGUGAGCCAGUGAGUUACAGGUUUAUUGGUUACAAUGUAUUACGGUACAUCUUUGGCACUGACAUGACACGACGAGUGAGCCAGUGAGUUACAGGUUUAUUGGUUACAAUGUAUUACGGCACAUCUUUGGCACUGACAUGACACGACGAGUGAGCCAGUGAGUUACAGGUUUAUUGGUUACAAUGUAUUACGGUACAUCUUUGGCACUGACAUGACACGAGUUCUAUUAUUGUAAUGAUAAUUAGUCCCUAAUUAUAAAAAUGUUUAUAAUUGAAAUGAUUUAGCCUAUACCUAAAGCGAAGGCUAAUUAAUCGAAUAUAGAGAAAUUCUCACCAAAACCAAUAACAUUUUAUACAGGAAUAUUUAACUUUAUUAACUUACUAAAGACUAUAUUAUAUGACUAUAAAAAAAAAAACAAUAUGUGAACAAAUUUAUUUCACAAAAUAUUGAAUAUUGUGUUACACAAAACAUCAGCACUUUUAAAAAGAAAACCACAAUAAACAAUAACAAACCCGUAAUUUCUAUUGACACAUUUAUCCAUCCAGUGAAAUAAGAACACACUAUUUAAUAAUGGUAGGCACAACAGGUCACCAAUACGUGCUCUAUUUUGAUUGCAGUAUCCUGGUCUCUUCGCCUACGGCGCCGCUAAGGCAGCACUGGACUACUUUUCCAAGUGUGCCGCACUCGGUAGGUAGGAUGACAGCAGGAAAUUAUAGUCCCUUACAGGACAAGAUAUUUUUUAGAUAUUUGAACAGAAACUAAGCAAUCCCCUAAAACAAAGUUUUUCGUAUAGAUCCAUGAUAAACCAAUGUAGGUUAACAUUGAGCAAUGGGAGGAGGGACUUAAAAUGUAACAGGACACGCAUUGAAGUAACUCACUCUAUAAGAAUCCUAAAUAGUGCUCUCUCCCUUCCCCCCCUCCGCCCCCCCACUCAAAUGCUCACGAUUGCAUUUUUUUCCCACGCCCAUGAACUCUAUUAAUAUUAACCACUUCUGUAAAACAAAAGAAAUUGUUACGCACCAAACGGACUUGCGAUACUUUUAAGAAUCUCGUUUAGCGCAGUUAUCGAGAAUUUAAUUUUCGUGAAAUCAGUGACAUCUGGUUGCCUUGAAACUGAUUUUGGGGCGUUAGGGGGGGGGGGUGGGACUGACAAUUUGAAAGAAUGUGUUGUCAUGGGCAUCGGGUCUACGUGCCAAGUUUCAGCUCGAUAGGAUGACGGGAAGUGGGUCAAUUAACCAUCUGAAGAUUAUGCCUUAAAGAAACACACGAACGAAAGCGAAUUUAAUGUAAAGGAUUAAGAACAAUGGAUUAGUAACGUGUGAUAGAUACGAUAAGGUUUGUCUCUAACUCUAAUCAAUGUUGAUCAUUUUCUUUGACAAUUUCAGAGUUUGGCAAAUCUGGUAUCCGGGUGAACACUGUCAAGUAAGUGCUGCUUUUAAAUAGUAAACAAUUCAAUAAAAAAAAUUAUAAAAGUGUGUGUGGGGGGGUGGGGUAAAUUUCCUAAUGCUCUGCUCCAGGGGUCCUCAAACUAAGGCCCGCGAGCCAGGUGUGGCACGCCAAGAGACCUUAACGCAGACCGCCUGGCUGUCGUACGGGUACCCAUGUUGACGUGACAAAUAAAUAUGGAUCCUAACAACAACCAUCUCGUUAGUCCAUCGCAGGCCCCGUUCCAACCAUUGAAUGUGAAGAAGUCAAUGUUGAUUAGAGUUGCUCUUCAUUUUAAAAUGGGGUUUUUUGUAGUUUUUUUUUCUUUUUUUCUUGUUUUUUUUUGUAAUUUUUUUUUUUUUUUUUUGUUUUUUUUUUUUUUUGUUGUUUUUUUUUCUUUAAAAUUUUUUUUUUUUUUUUUUUUUUUUUUUUUUUUUUUUUUUUUUUUUUUUUUGGUUUUUUUGUUGUUUUUUUUUUUUUUCCUCUUAAAAAUUAUUUUUUUUUUUUUCAAACUCUAGUCGGGCUCCCAACCGUGACUGAGGGACAGUGAAGUGGGCCAUGUUUAAGUAAUGGCAAUCUCUCAGAACAUAAUUUGUCUCUUGAUAGAUUUAUAGAUUUAUUUAUUUUGAUGUGAUGAUAUUUUCACCCCCACCACCGCCCUACCACCCCUUCCCCCAAAUUGUUGUCUUCUUCUUUCAAUUUUUUAGGUAAAUGUGUUUACAUACACUCCGCUAAAUAGUUUAGUUGUUCUUAACUAGAUUUCUGAGCGUCUCAAUUAAAAAGAUUACGUGUUGGCAAAUGGAAACCAAAAAAUGUCAGGCAAUUUAGAUUUAAUUUACUAGUCUAUCGAGGUAUUUAGCGAAUGUAAGCAUUUAAAAAAAAUAAAUAAAUUGUUAAAUCCAUGUGUUUUGACGAAGUUGCCAUCCUCCAUCAGCCCAGGGGUCAUCGCCACGCCCAUCUACACCACAUUCACAGACGCCCCAGACAAGAAGGACGCAGUCGGCAAUGUAAGCUGAAUGAGAAAUCACCAUCAUCGCUCAUGGUGUGACAAUCAUACCUCAUGGUGUGACAAUCAUCCCUCAUGGUGUGACAAUCAUUGCUCAUGUUGUGACAAUCAUCACCCAUGUUGUGAAAAUCAUCACUCAUGUUGUGACAAUCAUCACUCAUGAUGUGAUAAUCAUCAUUCAAUCAUUCAUGGUGUGGCAAUCAUCACUCAUGUUGUGACAAUCUUCAUUCAUGCUUUUAAAAAAAACAUCAUACUUUUCACGUGGCUUCAUAUCCUUGUGAGCGCUGCCUCCCCCCACCCCUUUCCAACCCCUACGCCCUUUCCCAACAGCCUACUGCAUAGUGUGGUUUCUUCACUUGCACCGACUAUUUUCCAUUCUGUGGGUCUCUGUCUUUUAUAAUCUUUACACGACACAUAGAGGUUUCCUUUGGAGGCUCAGACUGACAUAUUUAUGUAUUGUUAAAAAAAAUGGUGUUAUGCAAAUAGAUACAAUUCUAUUUUAAGCGAUAAUAGCUUUUAAAUAACGGAACGUGUUUUAAUGUCUCCAAGCGGAUUUUAGUGGCUUCUUAUAUUUACUGAUAAUGCUAACAUAGACAAUUGACAAGGAUGUUGUCUCUUCUUGAACCAGCUCCUCGCGCACCAUGAGCGUAAGACCAUCCUGGGACGUAAUGGGCAACCCGAGGAGAUAGCAGAAACCAUCGCCUUCCUGGUGUCCGACGCUGGGAGUUUUAUCACAGCUGGCGAGGUCAUAGCUGACGGUGGGCGCCAUAUUUACUUCCACAGCGGGGAGCCGGCACAGAUGCCCAAGUACGAUGACCUGGUGGGCACAGAUGCCCAAGUACGAUGACCUUGUGGCUAAAUGAAACCGGAUGCCAUGACAAUGACAUUGUACUUUCAAUGUCAUAACCCUUAACAUGUACUCAUUUUUUUACAAUUGAAAUUUAUUCGCUAUUAGUCACUAUCUCGAUAUCUUUUGGAUACAUAAUACAUAUAUGUUAUUGAUGUAUCUCAAUGUCUGUUGUCUACAUAGUUAACAUAUUCGCAUUUUUAUCAUUUCUUUAAUGCAUUCGAUUAGAAAGAGGUCUUUGAUUUCCUUAGGGAAGUAUUUCCCAACCCACUCUUUAACCAGUUAAUUUUGUGAUUUCAAGACAAAAAGAUUACGUUUUGUGAAAAAUAAACACAAGUACAACUUUAUAAAUAUUUAUAAUUAAGGUUCACGUUUUCUAUACUGGAAUAGUAAUAAAUGAGAUGAUCCAUUAAGUAGUGGUAUCCGCUUGUUUUUAACUUGUGUUUUUUACAAGUACCCAUAAAUUCUAGAGACUAGUGACUUCAUUUCUAGAGUUGUACAAACCAUCAUUAAGAUCUUGAUUUGAAAGUCCUUAUGUAUGUGUCCAUCUGUUAUUACAAAAAAAUUCAUUAAUAUCUUGAUUUGAAAGUCCUUAUUUAUGUGUCCAUCUGUUAUUACAAAAAAAUUCAUUAAUAUCUUGAUUUGAAAGUCCUUAUUUA